AUGCCUUCUCACUACAAUCCUAACGUCUCCCAUGACGAUGCCAUGUCCGUUGCCAGGCAGCUCCAGCAGGAGCAGGGUCGCGCAUCCCAGUCGCCCUUGAACCGCAACCAGGCAGCCCGUGAGGGUCCAGCUCGCCGCGGUAAUCGAAUUCCAAGUUCUGGUCUGGGAGGUCCCAUGGGGCCCCGUCAAACCAAUGCUGGCAACACUCGCACAGGACAACAAAUCUAUGGCAAUACCCCCUCUUCUCGCACCAACACUACCGCUACCAUGAGAGGCGGUUAUCAAGAUGGCGGCCAUGAUCGUGGUCGUGAUCGUGGUCGCGGACGCGGCCGUGGUGCCGCUCCUCCUGCUAACCACUCAAGCACCUAUUCGCACAUGCCAGAUCAGCGUCCCCAGCAGGACCCUUCGAGCAGCACCAGUGGCCCGAACAUCAUCUAUUACAGCGAUACUCCAGCUGAGCCAAACCAUGGUGGACGAAAUGCCACCGGCCCGAGUAUCAUCUAUUACAGUGAUACUCCAGCCAAGCCAAACCAUGGUGGAGGAAAUGUCGCUCAGACAGAUGCCCAGCCUCAGGCACAGGCCGACCGUACCACUCUUGACAAAACUACCAUCCCAGCGACAGUGGAGCAGGAAGCACAGAAGCCAAGCAUAGGACAUCGUAACGAUAAGCCAGUGGAGGCGAAAGUUGCGCGUGAUGGUCGGGCCACCAACAUCACGCAGGGACAGACACACCAACCCAGCGAUGCCACUCUCGUCCCGAGUCGUCCACGGGCUGCCCAGAACCCUCCCAGACUCCUUGAAGGCAAUGCAGCGCUCGCCCAAUCGAUGAGCAGUGCCGGCACAGCAUUCUGCUGGAACUAUUCCAACGAGGACGAGGCACCACAGCCUCUGGCUCCGACUGUUACAGAGCCUCAAUCACUGGAAACCGAAACCCAGUCUCUUGGAUCUCCUGGACAGGACACCCCACCCGCUGUCGUGGAGCAUUACCUGACCCAUCAGUAUGUUCCAAGCCAGUCCUAUGCUGCCAGGAUUGAGCCGAUUGUCAUCGACACAGCAGAUGGCUCUAUUGUGUGCACCUGCGCCCGUCAGGGUCAAGGCAGGGGAUUGAUGGGGUCGAGAUAUGCUAAUCCCAAUGAAGUCUCCAUCACGAUGGAGCGGAACUUCAUUCACCAUUGCCCUGUCCACCCGCGGGCGGACAUUUACAACCAGGAGACGCCUUCCACUGCCCGACACCCUUGA
This is a messenger RNA of Thyridium curvatum, 1239 nucleotides long. RefSeq lists its product as uncharacterized. Bases 1 to 1239 code for a protein of 412 amino acids. NCBI's taxonomy places the organism in Eukaryota, Fungi, Ascomycota, Sordariomycetes, Thyridiales, Thyridiaceae. The record is from RefSeq and is a predicted model, not a curated record. The transcript is spliced from 4 exons.